UAGAUAACAGCAGGCCUCACCUCCAGCCUGUGCCCCUCGUGGGAAGGUCAGACCUGAACGGCUUCUCAUGGACACAUAUGGGGAAACUGAGGUGCGGGGCGAUGAAGUGAUUUUUAAGUGACUCACCCAACAGGCGAGUGACAGAGCCAGGAAUUGAAUUGAAGUCUCCUGCGUCCCGCUCGCUAUCCACUAGGCCAUGGGGUGCCCAUCGCUACACUGCAUUGCACUGAAGAUGUCUAACAGCAACACGACGCAAGAGACACUGGAAAUAAUGAAAGAGUCGGAAAAAAAGCUGGUGGAGGAAUCUGUGAACAAAAACAAAUUUGUAUCCAGGUCACCGAGCAAGGAAGAGGUUGAGAAGGAAGGGGAGGAGGCCAACGUACGGCAGGAGUCUCAGAGGCGAACUUCAAAUCAUGGACACGCCAGAAAAAGAGCCAAGUCUAAUUCAAAGCUCAAGCUGGUCAGGAGCCUGGCAGUGUGUGAAGAAUCCUCCAACCUGUUUGUGGAUGGGCCCUUGGAAGCCCAGGACAUUAUUCAGUUGCAUGUCAGUUGCCCCUCGGACAAGGAAGAGGAGAAGUCGACAAAAGAUGGGCCCGAGAAAGAGGAAAAAGACAAGAAUAAGGAGAAGGCACCAAGGAAAAUGCUUUCCAGAGAUUCCAGCCAAGAAUACACAGACUCCACUGGAAUAGAUUUGCAUGAAUUUUUAGUAAAUACACUGAAAAAAAAUCCAAGGGAUCGAAUGAUGCUGCUAAAGUUAGAACAGGAGAUUCUGGAAUUUAUUAGCGAUAACAACAAUCAGUUCAGGAAGUUCCCGCAGAUGACCUCAUAUCACAGGAUGCUAUUGCACAGGGUAGCUGCCUACUUCGGCAUGGACCAUAACGUUGACCAAACUGGGAAAGCCGUCAUUAUCAACAAGACCAGUAACACCAGGAUCCCCGAGCAAAGGUUCUCUGAGCACAUCAAAGACGAGAAGAACGUGGACUUUCCUCAGAGGUUCAUCCUAAAGCGAGACGAUGCCAGCAUGGACCGCGACGAUAAUCAGAUCAGGAUCCCAUUGCAGGACGGGAGGAGGAGCAAAUCAAUAGAAGAGAGAGAAGAGGAGUAUCAGAGGGUCAGAGAGCGGAUAUUUGCGCGAGAGACUGGUCAGAACGGAUAUCUGAACGACAGCAGACUCGCCAGGGAAGGCUUUUCUUCUAGCUCUCACAAAAGGAGGCAGAUUUUUAGGGGGAACCGGGACGCUCUGAACCGGGCCUCGGGCAGCCGUCAGAGCAGCACAGAAAGCGAGCUGAAGUCGCUGGAGCCCCGGCCGUGGAGCAGCACAGACUCGGACAGCUCCAUCCGCAACCUGCGCCCGCCCGUCACUAAAGCCAGCAGCUUCAGCGGCAUCUCUAUCCUCACGCGAGGGGACAGCAUUGGGAGCAGCGCCUGCAGGACAGCCAGGCCAGGUCUGUCGCUAGCCCCGGAAGCAUGCAGCCAAGUCUCCUCGUCCCAGCCUGGCCGAGGGAGCUUCUUGCCAUGCACUGUGCAACAGCAGCCACCGCAGCAGCACCAAGCACUUCCACCCACUCCCCAGCAACAGCCGGCGAUGAGCAAUCACCUGAUCUCCCCGCCGGUCCCAGCUCUGCAGCCUGUUCAGUACUCUGCCAGCUCCUGUCCCCAGGUCCUCCUGCCCGUGUCUCCGCCCCAGCAGUACAACGUGGCCGAAGAGCUCAGCUCCCCCUUUGGGCAGAUCAGCCUCAGCCGUCAGGGUUCCACAGAUGCUCCGGACCCGUCCUCGGCGAUGUUCCAGCCACCCCUCAUCUCCCAGCAUCCUCAGCAGACGGGAUUCAUCAUGGCGUCCCCAGGACAGCCCAUCCCUGCCUCCAGCUACUCCACCUCGGGACACACGGCCCCCACUCAGCAGGUCCUGCAGCCCCAGGGCUACCUGCAGCCUCCCCAGCAAAUUCAGGUUUCCUACUACCCGCCCGGGCAGUAUCCAAACUCCAGCCAGCAAUACAGACCUCUCAGCCACCCGGUGGCCUACAGCCCCCAGCGCAAUCAGCAGCUCCCGCAGCCUUCACAACAGCCUGCAGGUUUACAGCCAAUGAUGUCCAACCAGCAGCAGACGUUCCAGGGCAUGAUGGGAGUCCAGCCGUCCCAGACCCCCAGCCUCCUCAGCAAUCAGAGGAGCAACAUGGGCAGCCAGAUGCAAAGCAUGCUGGGAGUCCAGCCGUCGCAGACCUCCAGUCUCCUCAGCAAUCAGAGAGGCAGCAUGGGAAACCAGAUGCAAGGCCUUAUGGUCCAGUACACGGCACUGCCCUCGUACCAGGUCCCGGUGGCUAGCGAGUCGCAGGGGGUGGUCCAGCAGUCGUUCCAGCAGCCGGUGCUGGUGUCCGCCAGCCAGUCAGUGCAGGGAGGGCUGCAGUCCGGUGGGAUGCCGGUCUAUUACAGCGUCAUCCCCACAGCCCAGCAGAACGGCACCAGCCCCUCGGUCGGGUACCUGCAGCCUCCUGGCUCCGAGCAGUAUCAGAUGCCCCAGUCUCCCUCGCCCUGCAGCCCGCCACAGAUGCAGCAGCAGUAUUCGGGGGUGUCUCCGUCGGGGCCCAGCGUGGUCGUGAUGCAGCUGAACGUGCCCAGCGGCCCCCAGCCCCCGCAGAACCCUCCCGUGGUGCAGUGGAGCCACUGUAAAUACUAUGGCCUCGACCAGCGGGGGCAGAAGCCGGGGGACCUGUACAGCCCAGACACCAGCGCCCAGGCCAGCACCCAGCUAACCAGCCCCAUCACGUCCCCCACUCAGUCCCCGACGCCGUCUCCUGUGAGCAACCUCAACAGCGUCUGCACAGGGCUCAGCCCGCUCCCGGUCCUCACACAGUUCUCCCGGCCCGUGGGCCCAGCACAAGGCGACGGGCGCUACUCUCUGCUGGGUCAGCCGCUGCAGUACAACCUCUCCAUCUGCCCUCCUCCUCUGCUGCCCAGCCAGUCCAACUACAGCACGCACCAGGGCCAGACAGCGAUGAAACACGGAAACCGGGGCAAGAGACAGGCCCUCAAGUCAGCGUCCACCGACCUCGGCACAAGCGACGUAGUGCUGGGCCGGGUGCUGGAGGUGACCGACCUGCCCGAGGGCAUCACGCGCACGGAGGCCGACAAGCUCUUCACCCAGCUCGCCAUGGCCGGGGCCAAGAUCCAGUGGCUGAAGGAGGCUCCGGGGCGGCGCGGGGCCGGGGGCGGCGCAGGCGACAACCACGGGCCGGUGGAGAACGGCCGGCACCCGGACCUCGCUGCCUUGUACACCGUGGUGGCCGUGUUCCCCAGCCCGCUGGCCGCCCAGAACGCCUCGCUGCGCCUCAACAGCUCGCCCAGUCGCUUCCGGCUGCGCGUGGCCAAGAGGAGCUACGACCUGCGGGUGCUGGAGCGGGCCAGCUCCCAGUAGGGCGCCCCGCGCCCGGCCCCACGCCCAGCCCCUAUUUAUAUGGACACAAUGAAGAGACGAGAAAUUGAGCCGCCACCGCCGCCUUUUGGAGUGGAAGGACAUUGCCCCCCCCGCCCCCCGGUAACGCGCUCCCCACCGCCCCCCCGGACACGUGUCUCGUUCCGUCCCGCGUCGUGCCACACCGGGCGCCGCGGUCCGUUGCACAUGCAGGUGUUGGCUGGGUCUGGUCACUGUACAGUCUAUUUAAUCCAGGGGGGGCGGGGGGUUGGGUUUUAUUUUUAAAUAUAAAAAAAAAUCGUCCGUCACUUUAAA
This is a messenger RNA of Gopherus flavomarginatus (Mexican gopher tortoise), 3724 nucleotides long. It is a transcript of the gene R3HDM2, whose product is annotated as R3H domain containing 2. The coding region runs from base 197 to 3412 and encodes 1071 amino acids. The record is from RefSeq and is a predicted model, not a curated record. The transcript has 26 exons. Gene Ontology annotation, molecular function: nucleic acid binding. Lineage: Eukaryota; Metazoa; Chordata; Testudines; Testudinidae.